UUCGAGAAUCCUAUGGUGAUGGCAGCCGGAGCAUCUCCUCUAGUCCCUAGUGACUCACCUCAGGAAUACCGAUAGAAGUACUUAUGCGAGUCCCAUCCUGUCUGAUUUGGUGGAAGCAGCAUCAUCGGACCAUCACACUGACGGAUUCUGGGGCAAUUUACUCGUAACGAAUGCAUCGAUGAUCUUCAUAACUUGGAUCCUGUAUUCUUGCCGUAUCAGCCCAUCACUCGAUAACACGAGUCAAUCUUCGUAUGUCACAUCUUACAGCCGCCUGUCCAUAAUUCCACCGUGAUCAAUGCCACUUGCAGUUGUUCUCUCGCUCAGCAUGCUAUGGAAACCGUGAGCCUGUCGAGGUAGACGUCAGGGCUGCUCGACAUUUAACCUCUUUCCCCCGCUCUCGCCAACUCGUCACUUCGCCAUGAAUCUUUUGCUAAAACAAGACAUUGUAGCCAGGCUAUAUGAAGGGAGCGAGUCCGAUAAUCGCUCUGUCUGCAAUCUGGAGAGUAUUUGGGAUACAGAUAAAAACACACCUGUCGCUGUGGUCCACCUAGUAUGCUCAGAGUCGACCCAAGCAUCUGGCGCAUGGUCUUACACUGGUGGUUUGUCUGCAGUAUGUGGCGCAGGGAGUCAGAGAUAAUACUAAACAUGUCUAUACAGCCUGUUUCUUGAGCUCAAGGAUGAGGAUGAGGAGCGUAUCGUGGAGCUCGACUGAUCGCUCAGAUCAGUGGAGCCCCACGUUGCGCUCCUUCGCGCGACGGAUGGUCCGGGACAACAAGGGCCGCACAGGAACUCAGGGACC
Molecule: messenger RNA, 799 nt
Organism: Postia placenta MAD-698-R-SB12
Lineage: Eukaryota; Fungi; Basidiomycota; Agaricomycetes; Polyporales; Adustoporiaceae
Exons: 1
Coding region: 419-637 (72 amino acids)
Source: RefSeq, a predicted model, not a curated record